Rana temporaria (common frog) is the source of this 1867-nucleotide messenger RNA. RefSeq names its product adaptor related protein complex 3 subunit sigma 1 (gene AP3S1). Gene Ontology annotation, biological process: Golgi to vacuole transport; intracellular protein transport. The transcript has 6 exons. Gene Ontology annotation, cellular component: intracellular membrane-bounded organelle; membrane coat; AP-3 adaptor complex. Lineage: Eukaryota; Metazoa; Chordata; Amphibia; Anura; Ranidae. The record is from RefSeq and is a predicted model, not a curated record. The coding region runs from base 390 to 971 and encodes 193 amino acids.
CCCCAAAGACAGUGAGAGGAAACUAUGGCCGCACGGGCGGCGAUUUCUGUGACACACUGCCUCCCGGUUUGUUACGAUACUCUCUCCCUGCACCCCUCUCCCCUGAGUAGCUCUAGCACAGCAGUGUCGCCUUGUAAUGACGUAGUGAAGCCUUAGCAGCGCUUCUCUUUCCCCCUGCGGUGUCAGUAGUGCGCUGAUAAGCCGAGCUGUGGAUCACAUGACUGGAGUGACGUGUCUCGGGAAGUGGCUGCUGUCUGGAUGCUGAUUCGGAUUUGAUCCCGUGUGUGAGAGAGAGUGAGGGAGUCGGCUGGACAUCCGGGGAUUAAAUACCUGGGCAGGGCAGAGCGCUGCGAGGCUCCAGCUGUAGGUGGUCACAGCCCGGAGCCAUCAUGAUCAAAGCCAUCCUCAUCUUCAAUAACCACGGCAAGCCCCGGCUCUGCAAAUUCUACCAGCACUACAGUGAAGACACCCAACAGCAAAUUAUUAGAGAAACAUUCCAUUUAGUUUCUAAACGAGAUGAAAAUGUCUGCAACUUCUUGGAAGGAGGAUUAUUAAUAGGAGGAUCUGACAAUAAGCUCAUCUAUCGACACUAUGCAACAUUAUAUUUUGUCUUUUGUGUGGAUUCUUCAGAAAGUGAACUUGGUAUUCUAGAUCUUAUACAAGUAUUUGUGGAAACCUUGGACAAAUGUUUUGAAAACGUCUGUGAGCUUGAUUUAAUUUUCCAUGUAGAUAAGGUCCACAACAUCCUGGCAGAAAUGGUGAUGGGAGGUAUGGUUCUGGAGACCAAUAUGAAUGAAAUUGUUACUCAGAUUGAUGCACAGACAAAAGUGGAAAAAUCUGAGGCUGGAUUAGCAGGUGCUCCGGCUCGGGCUGUGUCUGCAGUAAAGAACAUGAACCUUCCAGAAAUGCCAAGAAACAUUAACAUUGGUGACAUCAGUAUAAAAGUGCCAAACUUGCCUUCUUUUAAAUAGCAUUCUACUGCCUCCCCUGACACACAAUUGAUGCUCAGAUAAGUUUACCAAAUUUCAGUAAAUUUUCUAUUAAGUGAAGGAACUGCUUGGGUUGUUUGUGCUAAUCUGCAAUGUUGGAUGUAAGCAUUGCUUUUUACUCACCAAUGCUAAAGAAGAAAAAAAACGCUAGCUGAAACGUGGUUCCAAAAUGGCAUCCAAGCUCCUUUUUUUAAGGCAUGUUACGUGUCUUGGCUGCUGCAAUGUCAGAGAAAGUAUUACAAAAAUAAAAAAAAUCUUGAAUUUUCAGUGUUGCUACCUUUUUGUAUGUUCCUAAAAUAUAUUAAAAACUGCUUGGUAGUGGCAGCCAUUUUGUAAGUUGAAUCAGUAGAAACUAAUAAGGCAUGAAAGGGGGUUAUUUAUAGAUAUUAGUAAUGAUUUGUGUUUAUUUUCUAUCGUAACUUUUGCAUUUGCCACAGAAGAAAUUUACUAGGUUUACCUCCGAGUGCCUCGUGCUCCACGAACAUCACCACUUUCUGGCAAUUUGCUAAAAUAUACAUUGGUUUACCUUACAAAAUGACUCUCCACUGUGUGCGGCUGAUGGGUAAUCUUGAUUUUUGUAAUUCAUUCCAUAAAGUUCAUUCCUGUAUGUUCCUUUCCUCAUUCUUCAGAUUAUUUAUGUCUUUAUUUUGUAGACUGCAUGUUAGUCUCACUACAUUUUUUUUUCAUUACAUUUAAGUGUAAAUUAAAUGGGUUUGAAUAAUUAUGUCUGGGGGAAAAAAGUGUCUGUUAUCAGUGGAAUUUUAUAGAUCUUGGCUUAUAAAAAAUAAUUAUUUUAACACUGUAAUAAAAUUGCUGAGGUUUAAUGUUCUGGUUUGAUGUGUUGGAUGUACUGUAAAAUAAAUAUUUUAUGAAUGGUG